GCUCCACCUCCUCCCUUUUUCGGAAAACCACUCAUGUUUCGCUGCGCCCUGCUUGUCUCCUCCAACAAUGGUCCGCAUAAUCUUUGCGCCCCUCGCGCCACACGGCGUCUUUCACAAACCUAUAAAGACAGCCCCCCCUGCUGCAGUCCUCCUCAGCAUCCGGACAUACCCACUCCUCCAAAAGCUUAACAUCGUCUAAGGAUUCUUCCUUCGCCACACACCUUCUACACCAUGUCCCAGAACACCAAGACUUUCUACGCCGACGCCGUCCUCUUCGAUAUGGACGGUACCCUCACCGACUCCAUCUCAGCCGUCGAGGCGGCAUGGGGUAAGGUUGCGAAGGACAUCGGGCAAGACCCGUCCUACGUGAUCGCUGCCACCCACGGCAAGCGCGCCGUCGACAACCUCUCGCAGUUCAAGCCUCACAUCAAGGAGCACGAGAUGGAGACCGAGGUCCAGGCCUUCGAGGAGUCGAUCCUCUACUUCGCCGACGCGUACAACCUCCACGGUCCCGGCUCGCGCCAGAACUCCCCCCUCGCCACGCCCGCUGCCUCUGGCGAGACAACACCCGCGCUCACCCCGGGUAACUCCACGCCCUCGUCCCGCAACUCCUCUCGUACUUCCUCAUUCGUCGGCGGUCUGAGCAACCUUACCGCGUUCCGCCGUCGCCCAUCAUUCCUCCACCGCGUCAGCAGCUUGCUCGCGAUGACGCCCGACCGCGCACGUAUUGCGGAGUCGACUGUCGACGAGGACGAGGAGAGCACGUUCGUCCAGGACGACAAGCAGGAUAAGCAGUCGAAGCUUCACCAGCUCCAGGCAUGGCAGGAGGAAGCCGCAGCGAUUGACCGCUCCGUGCGCAUCCUCCCUGGUGUGAAGAGGAUGAUCGACUCCAUUCCCGCGGGUCACUACGCUGUUGCGACAUCGGGCGCAAAAACAUACGCGCACGGCUGCAUGACGCGUGUUGGCAUCACCCCGCCGCCAGUCACGAUCACCGCCGACGACAAGCGUCUCAAGGCCGGCAAGCCCGCGCCCGAUCCGUUCCUGCUCGCGGCGGAGUGCCUCGGGUUCGACGCGAAGAAGUGCGUCGUCUUCGAGGACUCGCCCUCCGGCAUCAAGGCCGGCGUCGCGUCGGGCGCGACGGUCAUCGCCGUCUGCACGUCGCACGACAAGGAGAAGAUCGAGAACGCCGGCGCGCACUACCUCGUCGAGAACAUGGACAAGGUCGUCUGCGAGCCCGUCGAGAUCGACGGCAAGCUCCAGCUGAAGUUCACCGUCACCGACUCGAUGUCGAGGGCGAGGGCGAAAUUUCAGCUUCAGCGAGCAUGCAGGGCAAAGCCCCCGCGUGAAGUGCAGCCGACAAGCGGACCACGGGCGCGGGCUCAGCUAUGA
Molecule: messenger RNA, 1389 nt
Organism: Fomitopsis serialis
Lineage: Eukaryota; Fungi; Basidiomycota; Agaricomycetes; Polyporales; Fomitopsidaceae
Product: HAD-like protein
Exons: 4
Coding region: 232-1389 (385 amino acids)
Molecular function (GO): sugar-phosphatase activity; beta-phosphoglucomutase activity
Source: RefSeq, a predicted model, not a curated record